Molecule: messenger RNA, 3046 nt
Organism: Lingula anatina
Lineage: Eukaryota; Metazoa; Brachiopoda; Lingulata; Lingulida; Lingulidae
Product: endonuclease 8-like 3
Biological process (GO): base-excision repair
Cellular component (GO): nucleus
Molecular function (GO): DNA N-glycosylase activity; zinc ion binding; DNA-(apurinic or apyrimidinic site) endonuclease activity
Source: RefSeq, a predicted model, not a curated record
CCCUAUCGACAAGAGUGGCGGGAAAAAUAAAAGUGUUGUGUAAUUCACAUUUCCUGGUGUGUCAAACCGCGUGCUGCAUAAUAUGGUUGAAGGACCAGGAUGCACGAUCAAAGGGGAGAAGAUCAGAGCUAGGUUAAGAGGACAGAAAGUGAAGAGAAUAGAGGGCAAUGCAACUAAAAUGAAAGCCAAAAAGCUCCCUGAUGGUGGCUCUCAGUUUGACCAGUUUAUUGGCCUCACUCUUCAAGAUGUGCAGACUCUUGGGAAGGAACUGUUCAUGUAUUUUGGUGAAAUGUGCCUUAGGAUCCACUUCCUAAUGGCAGGGUCAUUUCGUGUGAAUGGCCAGCAACUGGACAAUGACUACUCCAAGGUUGCCGAGACAGCUAGUCUAGAAAUACAGAUGUCACAGGAUGUGCUCACUUUAUACAAGUCUGGUGUUGAAGUACGUCUGUCAGCAGAGUGCAGAGGACGAUUUGAGCAGUUAAAGAGCCAAGACAUCUGCUCCCCUUCUUUCAACCACACCCAAGCUACGGCAGCUGUGGCCGCAGAGAAGGACAGAAUGGCGUGUGAUGUAUUGCUGGACCAAACUAUACUCCCUGGCGUGGGGAACAUCAUCAAAAAUGAGGCUCUGUUUGAUAGUGGAGUUAAACCAGAUACAAAGAUCUCUGCACUUACAGAGGUUCAUGUUUCCUUUCUGGUGAAAAUGACCAGAGAUUACUCCAUGGUGUUUCUAGAAUGUAGAAGAAAAGGGACCAAACUCCCCUGUAAGAUAUAUAACAGACAUAAAUGUACAGAAUGUGGAAACAAGGUGACCAUCACACGGAUGGGGGAAAAUGAGAGAAUGACCUAUUUCUGUGACAGUUGUCAGGUCAACGACCUUCAGAAAAAGCAGUCAAGGCACCUACCUUCCAAGAACAGCCUCUUAGGUUGGGUCAGUGGUGUUGCAUCAAACAAACAGCAGUGGGGGUGUCCAGUCUGUACUCUCCUCAAUGCUUACAAUAGACUGACCUGCUCUGCUUGUGGUCAUAAGAAAAGUGACCACCAGAACGACCCAUCAAAGUCGACCACAGAGUCCUGUGAUAGACCCGAAAAAUGUAAUGAAAAUCCAAAACUUGGGAUAAAGCGUUGUGCUGGGAAGGAUAGUAGUUUAGAAUUGCCAGCAUCUAAAAAGAGUAAAGUUGCAACAGUAGAUAGGAAACUGUUUGUUGGCAGUCCUGUUAAUGAGCAGGAACAACAGCCAAGCAGUGGGACACAACAAGAACUGUUACAAAAACAACAAGAGCCACCAAGUCAGAAAAGUUCAAUUCCAAUGUGCACCAAACAUAACAAGCCGUGUGUCAUAAGGGAAGUGAGAAAAAAAGGUGAAAAUCAAAAGAGGGUUUUCUUUGCCUGUUCUCUCUCUAGAGGAAAACAGUGUGAUUUUUUUAAGUGGGCUGAUGAAGCAUUCCCGCUGUGUGAACACAAUAAAAGAUGCGUUAUAAGGACUGUAUUUAAACAAGGAGUUAAUAAUGGCAGAAAGUUCUUUGCUUGCACAGCAUCCAAAAAUAAACAGUGUGGUUUCUUUCAGUGGGCAGAGGGAUAUUGACUAUAUUAUUUACACUAUUGAUAAAAUAAUAUUUGCAUUUAUACGGUAGAAGUAUUUUAUAAUAUAAUAAGAUAAUAAAAUAACUUGUAUGCAUUACUUUUUUUGUGUCAAGUUCUCAAGAAAGAACCAUUUAUAGUAUCAUAUUUUUGUUUUACUUAAUAUUUUCUGAGUUUUUCCUCAAUUAAUUGAUUAAUUAAUUAAUUAAUUAAUUUAUUUAUUUGGGGGGGGUUGUUAAAAUGCAAGUUUCCUUUCGAAAUUGAUAUGACUGACCCAUGUUUUAAAUAAGUUCAUUUUUUUUAUUUAUUUACUUUUGCAACAUUUUACCUGUUAGGUGUCAGUAUAUUUGCCAGUUUUGCUGUUUUUUUUUUUAAUCAAAGACUUAUUUUGGUGUAUCAGUCUGGACAGAUAUGAAAAUUAUAACAAAGUUAAUUUUUGUAAAGCUUGGAUUAAUGUAAGAGUUCUUCUGCAGUGGCAGUUUUCUUUACACUUACACAUUGAUUGUGAUAUGUUCUCAUGUCAUUUGAGGAAUGAUAUAAAGAUAAAGUUUGUUACAUUGUAUUUUAAAUAGUAUGGGUGAAGCCAAGAGGGGUGGUUUCAAGAAGCUGGUUUUCGGCUGAACUUAUGGCCUUGGAGAACACAUCGGACUAAGUUGUCUUCUUGAUGACCAUUUCCCUUUCCUUUCUGCAUUUAACCCAAGAUCUUUGAGCAAAUUUUGAUUAUCUUCAUAGAGCUUUUCACUUGCAAUGCUAUGGUGACAGCUGCCCAUAUAUGAAUGCCACACACAUUUGUUGUGUUCUCUUGAAAGGUUUACAUCAAUAUUGCAGAGUUGACUGUAUAGACCAGUAUCUCAUUUCAGCUCUAAGUCUAGCUUAAGACUUUAAAAUAAAUUAAGGACACGAUCCCUUGAUGCUUUCUAACGAUUCUUAUUAUAAGGUAAUAAUAGUAUGCAUAACCAAUGUAUCAGUGAAAAUUAUUAAUAACUCUAGUAAUCUUACCAAACUUAUGUAACUUUUUGCCAGAGGUUACAAAAUUAAAGGUACACCAUAAACAUUUGAAAUUGUCCAUAAGUCAUAUUCACAUAUUUGGCAUUUAAAAAUGUGGAUAGGAUAUUUAUAAGCGUCGUUAUUUUCUUAUAUGAGGUUAUAGUUUAAGUUUUUGAAACGACCAAUAAUAUUUAAUAUGCAUAAUUUAAAUAUGUUGUGUAAUUUUUUUGACAAUGUCUAUAUUUUAAAAUUAUGCAGACAUAGUAUACCAGUAGUUAAAGAUUUGUGAUUCAAUAAUUGCCCACCCUGAUCUUCCUUCAGCAGGUGUUUAUUUACCUCAAUUCAGUUGUGAAUAUGUCUUCAAUCAUUAUAUACAUGAGCAUCUGUUUAAUUCACUUAACCAUUGCUUUAAUAUUGUGCACUAAAAAUAGUUUAAAAUUGAUGACUGGAUAUAUCAAUAAAUAUGUUCAAAAUAAAACGA